Ciona intestinalis (vase tunicate) is the source of this 2011-nucleotide messenger RNA. Lineage: Eukaryota; Metazoa; Chordata; Ascidiacea; Phlebobranchia; Cionidae. The record is from RefSeq and is a predicted model, not a curated record.
UUUAUAUUUCUUCUUAUUUUAGAUUCUGGUAUUUAAUAUUUAUAAUAAAAGCUAAAAUGAAGACGUAUACUUUUAGCCACUAUGGUAUUAUUGCUUGGAUUUUCUGUUUAGGUCUGAUCUCCACAAUAAAUGGGCAAUUAUACAUUGUUUCCAAACCAGAUUCCAUUCAAAUAUCGAGUGAAGGAAAUAAUAUUAAUGGAUAUGAUGUCCCACAAAUUAUUAAUUAUAUGAUGGGAUUUUCUUCAGAUAUGUCAACUCAGUUACAGGGUUUGAUAAAGUAUGACAUAUUCGACUCUCCUUCUGCUAAUCUACUGAUUAACAUUGAUCUUCCAACUGAUGUUUCAUUUGCAUUAAAUGAUUUUGCUGUAAAAUACGAUAAAGUUUCAAUGGAGGAUGAUAGGGUUACAUCAAUGGAAAAACUCAAUAAAGCAAUCACAUCAUUACCAUGGAAAGAACAAUCUGUAAUUGUUGACUUAGUAACAGAUAGUGGAAAUACCAGGAAUCCCAUAUUUAAUGGGUUAGCAUUCACCAAUGAUGAAAUGAUGCACCGUUUAGCACUUGAUGAUUCACUUGUUAAAACUUUCCCCUCUUGUUUGAACCCAACUAAUGUUAUUGAUCAAUCUUUUUAUGCUGAGAUUCAACUAAUGCAGGAUAUCUUGGACAAGAUUAAAGCUCACCCCGAGGUUUGCGUAGAUGGUACACCUGAUUCUUAUAACUUUGUGUUGACCUCAUUGGAAAAUUUAAAACAAGUUUAUGGAGUUGACUCGUGUCAAGUUAGAUCAGCUAUUAGUAUAUUGGAUGCAUUUAUUCCUAAGUUUGUGAAAGAAUUCAAAGAUCUUUACAACAAUAACAUGCUAGUUGAGGUUAACAUGGUUGUUGCUCCUCAUACAUUCAAUGCUCGUUAUACACGAGCAGUUGACGAUGACACAAAUAUUAACGGAACAGUUGUCCCUACCUCAUCACAGUAUUCAGCCAUGCUAAAUAUCGGUAUCUGGUUUUCUGUGUUUUUUGUUUUGGCCGUGUAUUUUGCUGUGUAUGUAAUAUGGGUGAUGGAUCCUGGUAGUGAUAGCUUAAUAUACAGAAUGGCUACACAACGUAUUAAAAACGAAUAAAACACAAUUUCUGGCGAUUUUUUUAAUAAAAGUAUAGGGCUCACUUGAUAAAAUCUAUAAAGUAGGUUGGGGAAAGACAGGACACCUUUUAUUUUAUAUUAUAUAUUUUCUUGUCCUGUUCAGUAGUAAACAAAAAACAUUUAACCAAUUAUAAAACCGUAUCCUUACGACUUCCAUAGAACGUUGUUAGUUGUGUAAAACAGGAACAGGGUAUUUGGAUAUUAUGUGCCAAAGGUGUCCCGUCUUCCCCACCCUACUAUAUUAUAAUGUCAUAACAUGCAUUGUGGAUUGUGUUUUACAUUGGUGGAUCCAAAACAAAACAAAUGACCUUGCACAUGAUACUGUGUUUGUGUAGAAAACAUAUGGUUCUUUUAUAAUCAUAGGCGCAAAACUUUUCAAAAUACAGUGUGCUGUAUAAUGUAAAUUCAGAAAAAAAUAUAAUGGCAAUUUUGCCCUUCUUGACUGUAAUGUUUCUUAAUUAUAAAAAUCAGGGGUGGCCUUGAACCCUCACCACCCCACGUUUUGCGCCUAUGAUAAAUAUUAUAAAUCUUGCAAGAGUUGUACACGUUCCCGUAUUAUGCUGUGUUCAAAUUUGUAAAACGUCCACAAAAUAAUUAUUUAAGUACGUAAGUAAGGUGGGGUAAGAUGGGACACUAUUUGAUUCUAUUUUCUCGUCCCAUUUGGUAGUGAACAGAACAUUCAAAGAAUUAUAUAUUAUCCGUACAUCCUCACGACUUCCAUAGGCCGUUGUUAAUUGUUUAAAACACGAUCAGAGUAUUUGGAUAUUAUGUGCUAAAGGUGUCCCAUUUCCCCCCACCCUACUAUAUAACAUGUAACUUAUAAUUAAACGUUGUUGUAUAUUUGGUUGUAAGUGUGCAAUAAACGUAUUUGUGAAAUCA